Indicator indicator is the source of this 349-nucleotide messenger RNA. It is a transcript of the gene PLN, whose product is annotated as phospholamban. Gene Ontology annotation, cellular component: membrane; sarcoplasmic reticulum. Gene Ontology annotation, biological process: negative regulation of ATPase-coupled calcium transmembrane transporter activity; negative regulation of calcium ion import into sarcoplasmic reticulum; negative regulation of heart rate. The record is from RefSeq and is a predicted model, not a curated record. The coding region runs from base 1 to 159 and encodes 52 amino acids. The transcript has a single exon. Gene Ontology annotation, molecular function: ATPase inhibitor activity. Lineage: Eukaryota; Metazoa; Chordata; Aves; Piciformes; Indicatoridae.
AUGGAGAAGGUCCAACACAUAACUCGCUCUGCUCUGCGGAGAGCCUCAACUAUUGAGGUCAACCCACAAGCACGCCAAAGGCUCCAAGAGCUCUUUGUGAAUUUCUGCCUCAUUUUAAUUUGCCUCUUGCUGAUCUGUAUCAUUGUGAUGCUCCUCUGAAGUUCCAGCACCUCUCUGCGCUGUCCUCUAGGAAAAUCACCCCAGAGGGAAGAGAGACCUACACCUGCAACUCCCAAUGCAAGGAUCCUCUUGGGAGAGAGGCUAGCCCUUGGACUAGAGCUGUAUGCCAACCAUCGCACUACCCUCUUACUACCUGCUACAUAUAUUAUAAACACUUGGGCUGUGCACA